Plasmodium gonderi is the source of this 999-nucleotide messenger RNA. RefSeq names its product merozoite surface protein 3. The record is from RefSeq and is a predicted model, not a curated record. Lineage: Eukaryota; Apicomplexa; Aconoidasida; Haemosporida; Plasmodiidae. Bases 1 to 999 code for a protein of 332 amino acids. The transcript has a single exon.
AUGAAACAAAUUUGGAGCACUAUAUUUUUUAUAUUCUUCUUAAACAUUUUUGCACUCGAAUAUAAUGUUGUAAAUAACGAAAUAAUUAAUCUUAGAAAUUCUGGUGCUAGGAAUAAUGUAACAUCUGAUAACAAAUCUGCAAGUUCAAGUUCAAUUGCAAGCGCAAGUGCAAACGAUGAAAAUCAGAUACAAAAAUUAGCUGAGGAAGCGGAACUACUGUCGAUGGAAACAAAAAUGUUAGUGGAGUUGGCAUCCCAGGCAGUAGAACAGGUAAAGAGAUAUUUUAUUAAAAAUACGCAAAUAAUAGAUGCAGACUUAUCAGAAAUGGAAUCUGGUUUCGCAAAAGAAGACACAAUAAGAGCAAGUAAAGACGCAGCAGCAGCAGCAGAAAGAGCAAGGGUAGCAACAACAGUAGCAGAAGCAAUGGAAGCAAAGGAAGAUGCUGAAAGAGCAAAAUAUUUAGCAGAAAGAUCCGCAGGAAUAGCAAAAGAGGAAGCAAAAACAGCACUAACAUUAUCAGGAAAAACAAAUGAAGUGUCAGAAUUAGAAAAAAUAAAAAUACCAAUUCCAGAUAAUGAGAAACCUAAAACAGCAGUGGUAAAAAGACCGAUAAUUCCAAAACAACCAUCAUCUAUAACAAAACAAGUAGAAGUGAAAGAGUCACCAGCACCUCCUCAAAAAUCGGCUGUAACAACACAAGAUAAUGUAAAAACAAAAGUUACUCCCGCUGCCUCUGAACCUGCUAAAGCAAAUAAACCAACAGAAAACAAAAGUGCGACAGACGUAAAAAACCAGGAUUCAAAAAAUAAAACAGAAUUACUCCAUGAAGAAAAAAACAUAACAAGUGAUCUAUAUAACACAAAAAGUAAUCAAGAAAAGAAAGAUGAACCUGUAUCUCAAAGCGAAUCAACACAAGGAAAUAUUUUUUAUAGGGUGGGGAAAGGUAUAUUAAAUAAAAUUAAGGCGUUUUUUAGUUUUUUCAAAUAUUUAUUAUUUUAG